GAGCCUAUUGUGGACAUAGCCUUAUUCGAACAUUGCAGCGCAGCCCUAAGUGUAUGAACUGUAUGAACUAUGGUGAACCAUAAAAAAGUAAAAUAUCUUGAUAUCAAGAAAGUCUUCUUGUUUGAUAUGCAAAUUACAUGUUUCUUAAUUUUUUCUAACUGAAAUAGAGAAAGAAGGAUAAUAUUUGGAGGACAUUAGAAAGAAAUUGGGAGUGACUCAUGGUGGAACAGGCAUAAAAAAGAGUUAAAAUAUAUCCAACAUUAUAAUCAUGACCAUCAGGAAAUAUGUUCUACAGCGCAUUAAUUCCAAUGACAGAGUUGUCAUCAACAAUCGAGAUGUUUCGUACACUUGUGGUAGAGGAAAGGAAAAUCAGAUCAUUUGUCCCAGUAUGUUUGUUUCAAGAAACCACUGUAUUUUCAUUAUUCAAUCUGACGGAUUGUACAUACGGGACUUGAAUAGCUCAAACGGUGUUUUUGUUAAUGGUGAGAAGAAAGUUGCAAACACAUUGUUAAAAAUACAUGAUAAAAUUGGAAUUGGUGUACCUGAACUGGAGCCAACUGAAAACAGUUAUUACGUUUAUUCACUAUACAUCCAAGAAGUAGAAAAUCUUGAACCUGUUGCUGGUGGUUCUACCAAUGGAAUCGAAGUAAAAGUGGAACCAGGUGAAAACAAUAUUAAAAGCGAAAUUGUUGAAGAUGACAGUAAAAAAAAGCGACCUUCUGAAGAUAAAGUUGGAAAUCCAUCAAAAAAACAAAAAACUUUUGAUCCUGUACCAAGCACCAGUUCUGCAAACUUUAAUAUUGAUAAAAGAGAUUCGAUAAAGUUGGAAGUAGAAGAUGAGAUUGAAAUAGUAAAUGUUAUUUCACUUUCUGAUAAAAAAAAUCAAUUAACUGUUGAAAGCGCAGGAUCAUCAGGAGUUGGAAAAGCAAUAGACAGAAUGCAGGUUGAAAAUAUUGAAAAGAACGGAAAAGUUGGGAGACAAACAGAAAAUGGAAAAUGCACAAAGAAGAGCAAUAUUACGAAUAUAGAAAAAAUAAGUCGUGAUAAAGCUUUGGAUAUAAAUUCUUUAAAACAAAACAGUGGAAUUAAUAAUGAUCUUAAUGCAACAGUAAAAAACAGAUUUCAAAAUUCUUCCAAUCCAUGUCAAUCAACCAAUUGUGAUAAACCAGUGUUACCGAGUACAUCCAGUGAUACAAAUGUUACCUCAGUAAAAGUAGAAGCUGAUGAAGAUAUCGUUUGUUUAGAAGAUAUUGAAAAUACUACCACUCCUCAAAAUUCGAAAGUUCCAUUAAAAGAUCCACAACUUCUACAAAUGAAUAAUAAUCAGUCUUCUAUUUCAAAACUAGUCAAAUUAAAGACUGUUAGAAAUGAACCAACAACUUGUUAUUCGCAGGUUGAUAUUGUUUCUUUGAGUUCUGAUGAAGAGGAUGAUGAUCAUUUAAUUUUCCCUUGUUCUCAACUUUUCAAUGUGUCCAACGAUGAGCCUCCGAUUAAAAAAGAGGAAAUCGAAAUGGAGAAAAAUGAAAUCAAAGAAGAUUAUGAUGAUAAUGUGAUUACACUUUCAGACUCUGACGAAGAAGACAAUAAUCCUUGGUUUAAUAAACUUUAUAACAGUCAGGUGUACAGACCUAGUCAAGAUUUUCAUAUUAAAGAUGAACCUGAUGAUGAAAUUAUAAAAACAAGUGCAGAUGAAGAAUCAGAAAAGAAAAAUCACUACACAUCUGAGUCGGAAAUUUUACAAAGGAACGAGAUUUUUGAAGUUGAUGAGCAGGAUGACGAUGUAUGGGACGAAACAAUCCAAUCGCAACAGACAGCAUCACAAGAGAUUAAAAAUGAAAGUAUUGAUAAUAAAAAAAUCCAACAUAGAAAAUCUUCGGCCAAACAAGAUGUAGGAAAAUCACGCGAGAAAGAAAUUAGAAAAAUAAAUGAUAUUCAUAGGGAUGAGUUUUCAGACGUUGAAGCUGACAUGAAUUUAGCACUAGAAAUUUCUGGAUUUAGUUAUAAAAAUAGACGAGAAAAUGAGAUAAGAGACGAAAAUUUACAAAAAACAAAAAAGCACAGUUCACAUAAAAUAAAAAAAUAUCAGGACAUUGAGAAAAGAAAAGAUUCAAAAGAUGAAAAGUACAAGAAGAGACGAAGGAGUUCCGCUGACGAUAGCGAGGGAAAUAAAAAAUCUAUCGAUGAACGACAACUUAUAAAAACCAGUGUUAAAGAGAAGAAGGAAAAACAGAUUAAUUUCAAAAAUAAUCAAGAAAGGCAAAAAACUUUUGAUCAAGAGAGUUCGAAACAAUCUAUAGAAGAAAGGAAAAGACAAACGACUGUAGAAGAUCGUAAAAGGAGAAAAACUGGUGAAUAUUGUGAAAAUGGACAAAGUGAUCAUGAAAGACGUCAAACUAUCGAUCAAGAGAAAAGAAAAGGGCAAAGUGCUUCAGAAGAACGGAAAGAAAAAAAAAGAGGUUCCGAAUUUUUGGAAAAUCGAGAUAAUGACCAAGAAAGACGAAGCACCAGUGAUCAAGAAAGUUUGAGACAUUCUCUCGAUGGAAGAAAAAAGCAAAGUGUUUCGGAAACUGGAAAAGUUAAGACAACUUCUGAAUAUUUGGAUAAUCGAGAAAAGAAGAAAAAGAGCUGGGAAGAUGAAUUGUUGAAUAUUGAAGAAAAAGUAUUAACAAUUAAACCAAAACCACCUGCUAGAAAGGCAAUAGUCAUCGAGCCACUUUACAUGGUAAAAAGUGAUAAACGAAGAACUAGUGUACCAGUUUUUAAAAAUAAUAAUGACAAUAAUAAUUCCAAUGAAACUUCUAAUGAGAGAAACGAGGAAUCAGAGAAUGAAAUUUCAAAAAUAACACCUCCCAGAAAACGAAGUAGGUCGAGAAGUCGAAAAUCGCAAGAAAAUUUAUUUAAAGAAACAAAUCAAGGAAUAAUACCUAAUUAUAAAGAAAAACGAAAAGAAAAAUUAAAAGAACUUUCAGCAAAGAGAUCACUUCGUGAAACAAAUUCAAAUAUGGUUCCAUGUAGAAAGUCAAAAGGUAUUGCUAAGGUUACUCAUAAAUCUCGACAAGAUUCUCUUCUUUUCGAACAGCAAAAAGCAGCUUCAAUAAAACCAGGAAUUGCUCACCAAAGAACUAGCAACACAUCUCCAAUUGCUCAUUGCUCGAAAUUCAUUCCUGAAUCCACAACGAUCUCAACGAAUAAAAGAGAAGAAAAAUGUCAAAAUAGUGAAAUUAAGUUAAAUCACAAAGAGCGAGAUUACAAUUAUGAGAAACAUGACCGAAAAGAACUGAGUAAUAAUGUUACUUUAAAUGUCCCUCCAAUUUCAUCAAAAUCAUCAAGAGAGAAAAAGGAAAAUAAUGAAAAUAGGAAACCUCUCAAAAGUUGUCUUUCGAGAUUUGGUUACAAAGAAAUUAAAAAGAAAAAGAAAGUACGCUUUAAUGACAAAAAUUGUAUAAAGACAUACGAAAUAGAGGAAUGCAAUUCUCUAAAUAGAGUUGUUGGAAAGGAUGCUCCAAUGAAUCGAAAUAAAUCUCAAAUUGAACCGCAUAUUGAUGAAUAUUUGUCACGAAUAUUUGAUUGGAAUCCAGCAUGGCUCAGUGAACAAAAGAAACUUCCAAAUGAACCACCUGUCUACAAGGGUGAUCAUUUACAGAAAAUAAAAACUCAUUAUUCCUCAUUCUUGGAAUAUUCAAAUUUCUUUCGACCACUUCUUCUGUUGGAAAUGUGGAAUACUUUAAGUAAAGAAAGCGAAUGCGAGGAAAAGAAAACAAAAUUUAGACAACGAUAUUGUUCUGUGGUUCAGAAUUCGGUAACAAAAAAUAAAACGCUUACUGGUGAAUUUCAAACCAAUUUAUUAAUAGAAAUGCUGGUGAGCAAAGAAGAUUUUGAUAGGGAACUUUAUCCUGGACCCGGACAUUUGUUACUAUUUGAGUAUCCAUUCUAUGACAAGGCAAAAGAUCAAAAUGGGAGUUUCUCCAAAAAGUUGCAGUUUCGUUGGAUUUUUGCAUUUGUUAAAAGUAAAACUCGCACGGAAAUAACGGCUAAGACGCGAUUCAACAGAAAACUGAUGGAAUUUACACCAAACUCGCAAAUACUUAUAACUCUAUUUGUAUUAUGCAAGAAUGCUAUCGAACCAGCGACAGAUCAUGUUUGUAGAAUACGUGGUGCAAUGUAUCUGAAAGCAAAUAUGCGAGACAUUUUAGCUUUACAAAAUCUUCCAAAAUCAAGAUUAAGAUCAUUAAUUUUGACUCCAAACCUGGAAGAUUAUAAACUUCCUGAAGCUGAACAGAUUCCACUUGUUACAAAGGACGAUUUAAACGAAAGACAAAUUGAAGCCGUAAUGAGAGUAUCGAAAGCAGCCUUGACUGAAAAGCCACAAAUUUCUCUUAUUCACGGUCCUCCAGGAACGGGCAAGUCCAAAGUUAUCGUCAAUACAGUUAUACAGAUUUUAUCAGAAAAUCCAAAAACACAAAUAUUGGUCUGCGCACCAUCAAAUGCAGCUGUGGAUGAAUUGGCGCUUCGACUUUUGCAGAUCAGAACAAAUCUUGAAUUCAAAAGUAUAAAAAUGGUGCGUGUUGGUCGUCCAGAAGCCAUGAAUGUAAAAGUGAGGAAUAUUUCUUUGACAGAAUUAGGUAGAAAGCAGGUUGAAAAAGAUUUUCUUUUAAAUAAAAAUGAUCAGAAGACAAUAAAGGAAAAUAAUGCAGAGAAGCAGAAAUUGGAUGCACUGUUAGAGUUAGUUGAGAAUAGAAUAGAAGAUAUAAAGAGAAAUGGUGUUAAAGGUGAUCUCAAUCAAUUGUACAGACAACGUCAAAGUUUACAAAACAGCAUUAAAACUCUCAGAACAAAAAUUGAACAACGUGUGGAUUUUAAAAGUCUUUCCUUAGCUGAAAAAAAUAAAAUAAAUCGCGAAACGGAAGAAUUGGUUUUAUCGAAAGCUACAGUGAUUGCAUGCACCUUGUCCUCUUGUUACUCUGGAAUGAUGGAGAAAAUAUUUGGUGGAAAGGAGAAAUUAAAAAUUCCAAUUUGUAUCGUUGAUGAAGCAACGCAGUGCUGUGAACCUGAAAACUUAAUUCCUCUAAUGUUGGGAGUAAAUAAAUUGAUCUUGGUAGGAGACACGAAUCAGCUUCCAGCAACUGUAAUUUCAAAAAAAGCCAAAGAACAUGGAUUGGAUCAGUCUUUAUUUGCCAGGUUACAAAAAGCAUUUGCAAACGAAAAUGACAAUCCAGUGAUAAUGUUAAACACACAAUACAGAAUGGAUUUCCCCAUACUAUCUUGGCCCAAUUCGUAUUUUUAUCAAGGAAAAUUAAUAGACAAGGCUACAGUAAAAGUCGUGCCAUAUAGUUCGUAUAGGGUUUUGAAUUUAAAUUCAUUUGAAGAUGAAACUAAAUUCUCGAAUACAGGUGAAGCCGAAUUUGUAUCAAAAAUUAUUUUCAUUAUGAUAACAUCCAUAGAUGUGUCUUCAUUUAAAGAGACUUUGCAAAUUGGUGUGAUUACACCUUAUCAAAAUCAGAGAAAUGUUGUUUUGUCGAAAAUAGAAACUCGUUUGAAACCCGUCUCAACGAAUAGAAGAAGUAAAUUUAUAAUUGACGUUAAUACGGUCGACAGUUUUCAAGGUCAGGAAAAAGAUGUAAUUGUAAUGUCAUGUGUUAGAAGUAAUGGCAUUGGUUUUAUGUCUGAUAAACAAAGACUGUGUGUUGCUUUAACGAGAGCGAAAUCAAGUCUUAUAUUAUGUGGCAACUUCAAAACUUUUCAGAAAGAUGAAAUGUGGAAUCAACUGCUUACUGACGCCAGGAGAAGAGGUAUUUUAAUGGAUGUGAAUGUCAAUGCUUCCAUGAAUGAAAUUAAAAAUCAUGUCUUAAGAUAAAAUUAUUACAUGAAUUUGUCUAUAAGUAUUAUAAAUAUAGAAUUUAUUAAAUUUAAUCUCAAUUUGUGAGCAUUCAUUAAAAAGAUGUUAUUUCGUGAUUAAAAGUGUUUUUUUUUUAUUUGAAAAGUUUGUAAUUUUUGAUAAAAUUGUAUUAGAAGGGAUAAGUUAAUUUAAGUUUUCAACUUUAUAAACAAAGUCUGUAAAUAUUAAAAAUAUAAUUUUUCUAUAAUAA
Molecule: messenger RNA, 6086 nt
Organism: Leptopilina heterotoma
Lineage: Eukaryota; Metazoa; Arthropoda; Insecta; Hymenoptera; Figitidae
Gene: Setx
Product: probable helicase senataxin
Exons: 17
Coding region: 269-5854 (1861 amino acids)
Biological process (GO): termination of RNA polymerase II transcription
Cellular component (GO): nuclear body
Molecular function (GO): protein binding; helicase activity; transcription termination site sequence-specific DNA binding
Source: RefSeq, a predicted model, not a curated record